AUGGAUGUCAAAGUUAUGGAUGCAGAGUCUGGAGUCAAGGCUUCGAUGCCCUCCCCCCGACGAGGGUGGGUGAAUGCGCCGCUCAACCAGCUGCCGAACAAGUCUGACGCUAUCAGGAAUUUCAGCCCCAGCCUGUACAUAGCGUCCACGUGCACGGGGCUCAUCGGCAUCCUCAUCGACGUCAGCCCGUACCUGGGCAGGGGUUGGGCGGUGCCGACCGCCUGGGCAUUCUGGUGGCUCAGCCUCCUGCAAUUCACUGGAGUAACUGUCAUGAUCCUGCUGAGGGUGACCAGGUUCUGGGGCAGCAUCGCUUCCCUGCCCAGCAGCAAGUCGGUGGACCUGUUCUUCUUUGGCGCCGUGGCCAUAUCCGUGGCCAUCCUGUCGGAGGGCUUCGUGCGAUACAUGACGCACUACUUUGGCAGCGGCUUCCUGGUCGCCGGCCCUGCGCUCUGGUGGGCCACCGCGACCAUCACCGUCCUGCUCAACGUGGCCCUCCCCUUCCUGGCCAUCCAGGCGCACUCCCGGGAGCUGCCGGAGGUGCUGCCCAUCUGGAUCGUCGCGUUUGUCCCCGGCGUGGUCACAGGAUCCGUGGGGCCCAUCAUGGCAAGCGUCCUCACCGACCUCUCUAUGGCGCGCCACAUGAUCUACAUGAGCUACAUCCUGGUGGGCCUGUCCUUUCCCAUGGUGUUCAUCAUGCUGACCAUUGUGGUGAUGCGGCUCCUCUUCCACGGCCUUCCCCCCCCCCCGCUCAUCCUGAGCCUCUUCUUCCCCGUGGCGCCACUCACCCUGAUGGGGGACGCCCUGGUCGAGCUGGCGCACGGCUCCAUCCACGCCUUCCCGCAGGACAGCCUUUUAAACCCGUUCUUCAAUUUUGCACACCCCGGCCUCACCUCGGCGCUGAUGGCGGGGGGUCUUUUCUUCUUCGGCGCCGCCGUGUGGUGGGCCCUGUUUGCCGCGCUGGCGGCGGUCGUGGUGGCCGCUCGCCGCCGUGGCCUGGCCUACACGGUGGCCUGGUGGGGCAGCGUCUUCCCGCUGGGGCUGCUGGGACUCACUGCCCUACGCCUGGGCACGCUGCUGGACGUGGCCGCGCUGGAGGUCGUCGGCACCGUGCUGUCUAUCUCCACGGCCGUCAUGUGGCUCACCUGCUCCCUCAUGCUGGCCGCCCGCAUCUGGGACGGGUCCAACUUUGCGCGGGCACUCUGA
Auxenochlorella protothecoides is the source of this 1203-nucleotide messenger RNA. RefSeq names its product Sulfite efflux pump SSU1. NCBI's taxonomy places the organism in Eukaryota, Viridiplantae, Chlorophyta, Trebouxiophyceae, Chlorellales, Chlorellaceae. The record is from RefSeq and is a predicted model, not a curated record. The transcript is spliced from 8 exons. Gene Ontology annotation, biological process: transmembrane transport; sulfite transmembrane transport. The coding region runs from base 1 to 1203 and encodes 400 amino acids. Gene Ontology annotation, molecular function: sulfite transmembrane transporter activity. Gene Ontology annotation, cellular component: plasma membrane.